UGACUUGAGUGCGACUACUCAUUAAUUUGCAGUUUAAAUUUUUAAGAAAGAAGUAGAUUCAUAUAUAAUUUCAUGGGGGAAAUAUCAGAGCAGGUGAACCAGAAAAAUGCACUUGGAUGGGCAGCUAGUGACACUUCUGGUCUUCUCUCUCCCUUCACUUUCUCCAGAAGGGCAACAGGAGAGAAGGACGUGACAUUCAAAGUGAUGUAUUGUGGGAUAUGUCAUUCAGAUCUUCACAUGCUUAAAAACGAAUGGGGCGUUCCUACCUACGCUCUUGUUCCAGGGCAUGAGGUUGUGGGUGUAGUGACAGAGGUUGGGAGCAAGGUAGAAAAGUUCAAAGUUGGAGACAAAGUGGGGGUAGGGUGCAUGGUGGGAUCAUGCUGCUCUUGUGACAACUGUGCCAACAAUAUUGAGAAUUACUGCCGAAAUUAUAUUCUCACCUAUGGUGCCAAAUUCUAUGAUGGAACAAUCACAUAUGGAGGCUACUCUGAUGUUAUGGUUGUAGAUGAGCACUUUGUCGUCCGAAUUCCUGAAAAAUUACCUCUCGAUGCCACUGCCCCUCUCUUAUGUGCUGGUAUUACAGUUUACAGUCCUCUGAGAUUCUAUGGACUCGACAAACCUGGUAUGCAUGUGGGUGUGGUUGGCCUCGGAGGGCUAGGCCAUGUAGCUGUCAAGUUCGCGAAGGCGAUGGGGGUUAAGGUGACUGUGAUCAGUACCUCUCCUAACAAGAAGAAGGAAUCUAUUGAACAUCUUGGUGUUGACUCAUUUUUGGUUAGCCGUGACCAAGAUGAGAUGCAGGCUGCAAUGGACACAAUGGAUGGUAUUAUCGAUACAGUAUCUGCGCCUCACCCUCUCCUGCCAUUGAUUGGACUAUUGAAAUCUAAUGGAAAGCUUGUUCUUGUUGGUGCACCCGAGAAACCACUAGAACUUCCCGUUUUUCCUCUGCUCUUGGGUGAGCACAAUGUUGGAAUUGUAGGGAGGAAGAUGGUGGGUGGUAGUAACUUUGGGGGAAUGAAAGAGACUCAAGAGAUGCUUGAUUUUGCAGCCAAACAUAACAUAACUGCAGAGAUUGAGCUUAUUCCAAUGGACUAUGUGAACACUGCCAUGGAACGACUUUUGAAGGCCGAUGUCAGAUACCGAUUUGUCAUUGAUAUUGCCAAUACAUUGAAAUCCAGCUCUUAAUCUUUCACAUGCUUCAUAAAAUUGAAGCUACACCAUACACACGAAUUUUAGAGAAUUGACAAGAGUUCUAGGAUCAUGCUGUCUUUUUUGUUAAGCUUAUGAUAAAUAUACUGUAUUUUGUAUUAUUACCUGUAAUAAAUGAUUGA
Pistacia vera is the source of this 1328-nucleotide messenger RNA. Its product is annotated as probable mannitol dehydrogenase. Gene Ontology annotation, biological process: lignin biosynthetic process. Bases 73 to 1182 code for a protein of 369 amino acids. Lineage: Eukaryota; Viridiplantae; Streptophyta; Magnoliopsida; Sapindales; Anacardiaceae. The record is from RefSeq and is a predicted model, not a curated record. The transcript is spliced from 5 exons. Gene Ontology annotation, molecular function: zinc ion binding; cinnamyl-alcohol dehydrogenase activity.